Molecule: messenger RNA, 657 nt
Organism: Gymnodraco acuticeps
Lineage: Eukaryota; Metazoa; Chordata; Actinopteri; Perciformes; Bathydraconidae
Gene: fgf21
Product: fibroblast growth factor 21
Exons: 4
Coding region: 40-657 (205 amino acids)
Biological process (GO): animal organ morphogenesis; regulation of cell migration; fibroblast growth factor receptor signaling pathway
Cellular component (GO): cytoplasm
Molecular function (GO): growth factor activity; fibroblast growth factor receptor binding
Source: RefSeq, a predicted model, not a curated record
UUAUUUAUUCCUUAUUAUCCUCCUAAACCUAUUUUCCAAAUGUUUUGCUUUCAACACAAGUAUUUCUCUGGCCUGUCGUCUUUUCUCCUAAUUGUUCGACUUCAUUUUUGUUUGUCGUUUUAUCUCGCUGACUCCAACCCAAUUUUAUCCUUCCAUAAUCAAGUCAGAGAGGUACAUCUCUACACAGAUAAUCACAGAAGAGGGAUGUAUCUGCAGAUGACCCUGGAUGGGAGAGUGUCAGGAAGUGAUGCUCAGACUCCUCACAGUUUGCUAGAGCUGAAAUCAGUGAAAACAGGGGAAAUUGUCAUCAAGGGACAGUCAUCAUCUCUGUUUCUCUGCAUGGACAGUGAUAGUCAUUUGAGGGGGCAGGGGCUCUACUCAGAGGACGACUGCACCUUCAGAGAGCUGCUGCUGGCUGAUGGAUACACUCGUUUUAUUUCCUCGCACCAUGGAUUUCCAGUGUCUCUCGCACCAAGACAUUCCCCGGAUCGUCACACAGUCUUCACCAGAUUCCUACCCAUUAGGAACACUUUGGCACGGGAGACUGUGCCCGAACAGACGCCAAACAAUCAGAGGAGAUUCAACGUGGACUCUGAGGAUCUUCUUGGAAUGGGUCUGAAUGCUAUGGUCAGUCCUCAGUUCACAUUGGACCAGUAA